AUGCAUUACUGGUUCCCAAAAGAGUUAAUAUCUUUAUUAGCUAAACCCUUUCUUACCCUGCCUUUGUAUUCGUAUUUUGUUCGUACACAAUCAACAGAGACCUUCCCGAUAUAUGUUGAAAUGUUUCCAAUAGCAUGCUAUUACUUCGCCUUUCCCUUAAUAAGUAAUCAAAUUUGGUGCUUUUUGAUCCCCAGUUUCUAUGAGGAACAAAGGAUGAAAUACAACCGAUUCCUCUAUUUAAGUGGUUCUCGAUUCUCCUUGUUCCUAUUCCUAACUCCUCCUCCGGUAGUUCCCAAUGUUUGGCACUUUUCGUACUUUAUGGGAGCAACAUUAAAAAAUUUUCUCAUGAUCAAGUUACAACCUAAGAUAUAUGACCAUAUUAUGUUAACUGUUUGCAUUUUAUUUAUUCCAUCGGUAUGCUUCCAGGUACCUGUAAUUGUGAUCCAUUUUCCAGAACCAAGGGGUCAUUCUAUAGAAACCUCCAUUAACUAUCAUCAUUUUUUGAUGGUUUUUCCACUUCUCAUAGUUGCUCUUUCCACACCUCCAAAUAUCUGGUGCCAAAUUAUAGCCCCUUUCUUAUUUCUUUAA
Capsicum annuum is the source of this 588-nucleotide messenger RNA. RefSeq lists its product as uncharacterized. Gene Ontology annotation, cellular component: TAT protein transport complex; membrane. Gene Ontology annotation, biological process: intracellular protein transmembrane transport; protein transport by the Tat complex. Bases 1 to 588 code for a protein of 195 amino acids. The transcript has a single exon. Gene Ontology annotation, molecular function: proton motive force dependent protein transmembrane transporter activity. The record is from RefSeq and is a predicted model, not a curated record. NCBI's taxonomy places the organism in Eukaryota, Viridiplantae, Streptophyta, Magnoliopsida, Solanales, Solanaceae.